AUGAUGGAUAGAGUCGGUAACACUGAUUUGUUUUUAGUAUUGAAUGGCCUCGAGUUAGCGAUGUACGCACUUCGAAUACAUUACUUGCAAAGCGUGCACACACCGCUUUGUUCCCAUAGCUGUCACGGGCAGGCUCCAAGCAAAGCCUAUCUCGUCAUCUACACCACUGUAGUGGACAAUCAUCCCAACAAAGCCGCGCUAGCUCACUACAAUAAUUUCCCACGAGAUAACGGUCAAAGCUCAACAAGCAUUCAACUUACGCUGGAACUAUUUCCACGGUAG
Molecule: messenger RNA, 282 nt
Organism: Danaus chrysippus (African queen)
Lineage: Eukaryota; Metazoa; Arthropoda; Insecta; Lepidoptera; Nymphalidae
Source: the annotation of a GenBank genome assembly